Molecule: messenger RNA, 4440 nt
Organism: Dreissena polymorpha
Lineage: Eukaryota; Metazoa; Mollusca; Bivalvia; Myida; Dreissenidae
Exons: 16
Coding region: 548-2227 (559 amino acids)
Source: RefSeq, a predicted model, not a curated record
UCUGUCUCUUUCUGGCUGGGAUUCAAUGAGAAUACACGUUUAAUUACACAGUUCUUGAUUAUUAUAGUUUGCGGAAUCACUCAUCUUGUUCUAUUCACGUUAAUUGUUUAUCAGUUAUUGUUUACUGUUAUUAACCCUUAGUUACUAGCAAUCUCUAAGGAAUAGAGCAAAGAAAUCACUUCAUUGGCGACGAGGAAAAAGAAAAACAAAUUCAAAGAAGAAAUUCGUGUUAAUUUUCAAAAGUUAGGACAUUUCUCAUUGAGUUCAGGAUCUUGCGGCUAGUGUAUUUAGCCGGCAAACGAACUUUGCAAUCUGUGAAAGUGCUGGUGUUCAGGGCUUCUUUGCUCGACAUCUGUGACUUGUGUUCAGGGCUUCCUUGCUCGACAUUUGUGUGCUUGUUAUUGUGGGCUUCCUUGUCCAAUAACUUGACGACAUCCAGGGGACGCAGGCAGAUUCUGGUAGAGAUUGAAGACGGCAGCAUCUCAACAGAAAGACAGGGGCUGGAGGUGAUAAUCAACUGCAGCUUGAUCAAGCCCAUUCCCAAAGAAUGUCUUCACAGAUACAGAGUCUGAAUCCGGGUCUACAAGUACAAGACCAAUGUUCACCUACAGGAGAUAAUGCAUUGAAAUCCUCAUUUCCUCAGUCUGAUAAAGGAAAGAUGCAUUCACUACCUUUGCAGACAUUGCUUGCGCCAUCGUUCAGUAUUAGUCCAACAGUUGAACAGUCAAAGGAUGAAGAAGAUGACUUUCGGGACUCGGACUCAAAUGGCUCUUCAAGUUCAGAAGACAACUUGAACAAAGAUUCAUCCAACAUUCAGUUCCCACAAUCAACAGAGGGUCCAAAGCAAGACACAUAUGCGUGUGGCCUGUCCACUAAGGGUGAUUCCAAAGAAACGGAAACCUUUGAUAAUGAUUGGUGGCAAUCAAAUCCAAGCACGCCUCAACUUAAAGUACAGGAAGCAGACUCCCAGCUGAGCAAGCUGGACUGUUCCAGGAGCCCCAUAGUUGACAGCCCAGUCAGCAUCCCCAACCUCUUGCGUAUGCACCACUUGAUCUUCCUGGCCCUCGAAAACUGCAGGGACUUCUUCACGAGUCCCCCCUUUCUCCUGCCAAAAGGGACGUUUGUGUGGGCCUUCCACGGGGGCAAGUUUCACUGGAACGAGCCCGACAAUUGUGUCCUGCUGCAGGACAUGAAAAAGAAAAGGCAGUUCUAUCUUCACCAGAAUGUUGGCACCACCAAGGACGCUGCAGACUUUGCCAUUGUGCUCAUAGUGGGUAUGAUGCAUGAGCGCCUGCCUAUGGGGAUACCGUUCACAAUCGUGUCUGGGGACAUGCGUUUCCUAGAGGUGGAGUGCCAGAUGAAGACUGAGCAGAAACGAGCCAUCGUUGUGGACCCACAUAUUCGGACUAAAAAUUCUACUUUCAACUUCGAUGACGCUGAUGAUGGAGCAAAGUGGAACAAAGAAGACCCACCAUCAGGAAAAGCCAGACAUGUCGAGCAAUAUCGAGAGGCAGAUGAAAGUGAAGCUUUCAACUUCGAUGACGCUGAUGAUGGAGUAAAGUGGAACAAAGAAGACCCACCAUCAGGAAAAGCCAGACAUGUCGAGCAAUAUCGAGAGGCAGAUGAAAGUGAAGACUUCAUAGAUUUACAGAGUAAAUCCAAGGGAAAAAAGGGUAAUUUUACACCAUCAGACUUGAUGUUACCUGGCUCAAGUCAUAAUGUUGCUUCGACAAGAAGUGAGGAAGCAGACUCCCAGCUGAGCAAGCUGGACUGUUCCAAGAGCCCCAUAGUUGACAGCCCAGUCAGUACCCCCAACCUCUCCCGUAUGCGCCUCUUGAUCUUCCUGGACCUGGACAACUAUAGUUGCUUCUUCACGCAUCCCCCCUUUUCCCUGCCAGAUGAGACGUUUGUGUGGGCCUUCCAAGGGGGCAAGGUUCGAUGGCGACACCCCCGCAAGUGUGUCCUACUGCAGAACAUGAAGCAGAGACAGCAGUUUUAUUUGCAUCAGAGAUGUGGCACAACCAAAGACGCUACAGACUAUGCCAUUGUGCUCAAAGUGGGUAUGAUGCAUGAGCGCCUGCCUAAGGAGAUACCGUUCAAAAUCGUGUCAGGGGACAAGGGUUUCCUAGAGGUGGAGCGCCAGAUAAAGACUGAGCUUCGAACAGUUGACGUUGUGGACCCACAUAAAACGCUAGAGGUGGAGCGCCAGAUGAAGACUGAGCAGUGAACAGUCAACGUUGUUAACCCACAUGUUACACAAAAGGUCCCCCGAGCUGAUGUACAUCCUCAUGAUGAUGAACAGUGUCAUUUAUGUGUAGCAUAGAAUCUUUAUAGCCUAUUUAUAUGUGAUUAUUGUUUAUUAAUAAAACCAUGCUUGUGAUACUUCAUGAUCUGCAUUGACCUUCUGUUUUACAAAAUUAUUGUGCUCCUAUGUUAAGUUAAAAUCUUCUGAUUUCUUGUCUGUUCAUUUGUGUUUGGAUUAUUUUGGUAUCUUCAGUCAUUGUGGUUGUAUGUUUUUAUGCCCCUGGUAGGGUGGCAUAUACAGUUGAGCUGUCUGCCAGUUUGUCCAUCCAUCGGUCUGACAUCUUUAACAUUGCCCAUUACUUUUGCAAUAUUGAUGAUAGCAACUUGAUAUUUGGCAUGCAUGUGUAUCUCAUGGACGUGCACAUUUUGAGUGGUGAAAAGACAAGGUCAAUGUUAUCCUUCUAGGUCAAGGGUAAAAAAAAUAAUUUCAAGCAAUAAAUUUAUGAAAAUUAUGUAAAAAAAAAAAAAAUUUUUAGUCUCUUGUGUAAGUGGUAAAUACCAGCUGCACCAAGAACAUGUAACUAAUGUUCAACAAAACAGGAUUUUAAAUUGUUUACAUAAAUCGUCAAGAAAAUCAACAAUUACCAAACAAAAUUAAACAGUUUUGGUUCUGGUUUACUAUACUGGACCAGAUCUUCUUGGAAAUUCUUUUACAUGCAACUCGCUCUUGUAAUCAUUGACUAUUGUUAGGCCACAGCUAUUGAGAUUGAUAAAGUUUACUGCAUCAAGCUCAUGGAUGGUGGUUUGAUUGUUUUAGAUUUUUUUAAAACUUAAGUUAUCUUUCAAAUUACCUGUUACAAUCAAAUGCUGUUUGUUUUACAAUUCUUAGAAAGUGAGGUUUAUUAAGAAACAGUUGACUGGGCAGUGAUACCAAGAAGAAAUAUGUAAGAAGUAUCUUUAAUUUCCGAAGUUAAAUGCUAUGUGGUUAAUUGCUAUUAUGACCUGUUUUCUUUAUCUUUGAUGGAAGAUUCACAUGUUUGUAGAGGUGCCAAUUUUGGUACCUGGUUUUCAGGAUCUCUAAAUGAAAUGUUCAGUGGUUUCAACAGUUUAUUUAACCCUAAGUGAUGAAUUAUUACGUACUCACAGGGUAAUAAUUCUUGAUUAUUUUACCAGUAAGGGCCUACUUUUUAUGCCCAUCUUCGAAGAAGAGGGGGUAUAUUGCUUUGCUCAUGUCUGUCGGUCGGUCGGUCUGUCCGUCCACCAGGUGGUUGUCAGACGAUAACUCAAGAACGCUUGGGCCUAGGAUCAUGAAACUUCAUAGGUACAUUGACCAUGACUCGCAGAUGACCCCUAUUGAUUUUGAGGUCACAAGGUCAAAGGUCACGGUGACCAGAAAUAGUAAAAUGGUUUUUGAAUGAUAACUCAAGAACGCAUACGCCUAGGAUCAUGAAACUUCAUGGGUAGAUUGAUCAUGACUUGCAGAUGACCCCUAUUGAUUUUGAGGUCAGUAGGUCAAAGGUCAAGGUCACGGUGACCCAAAAUAGUAAAAUGGUUUCCCGAUGAUAACUCAAGAACGCAUACGCCUAGGAUCAUGAAACUUCAUGGGUAGAUUGAUCAUGAUUCGCAGAUGACCCCUAUUGAUUUUGAGGUCACUAGGUCAAAGGUCAAGGUCACGGUGACCUGAAAUAGUAAAAUGGUUUUCAGAUGAUAACUCAAGAACGCAUACGCCUAGGAUCAUGAAACUUCAUAGGUAGAUUGAUCAUGACUUGCAGAUUAACCCUAUUGAUUUUGAGGUCACAAGGUCAAAGGUCAAGGUCACGUUGACCCGAAAUAGUAAAAUGAUUUUCGGAUGAUAAUUCAAGAACGCUUUUGCCUAGGAUCAUGACACUUCAUAGGUACAUUGAUCGUGACCCGCAGAUGACCCCUAUUGAUUUUCAGAUCACUAGGUCAAAGGUCAAGGUCACAGUGACAAAAAUCCUAUUCACACAAUGGCUGCCACUACAACGGACAGCCCGUAUGGGGGGCAUGCAUGUUUUACAAACAGCCCUUGUUUCUAUUUUAUUAACUCCAAUUAUUUAUAUUAAUUGGGUUGCCUCUUUUAGUUUUUCCUUUAAGAAAUUUCAAAACUUCAUUUUAUUUUACAUUAAAGGUUUGCUUGCAUUUAAUAAAGGAAAUUAUAUUUCACAUAACACUAAA